Amoebophrya sp. A120 is the source of this 9019-nucleotide messenger RNA. NCBI's taxonomy places the organism in Eukaryota, Dinophyceae, Syndiniales, Amoebophryaceae. The record is from the annotation of a GenBank genome assembly.
AGACCACAAGGAUCCGUGCUUGCGCAUGACGAGAUCUUCAAUUUCGCCCCACGAGCACGCAAAAGUUAUGGACCACAUGGGCAGCCGGUACUAGCAGCCUGAGAAAUCGCUUGGAAGCUGCUCCGAGGAUUGAAUCACCCGAAGACCAGGAUGGCCGACUCGUAGCCUCUUUCAUCGCCAGACAGACUUAUACGGGGCACCGCGCUAGGAAGACGCGCGCGUUCGCAUUUCCGCCCCACACGAGUUGCCUGCUUAAACCGGGUCCUCGUCCUGAAAAUGGCAGCUCCCAGACCUCCGAGAGGGCGGCGUCGGCGCAGCACGACAAUGCCCAGUCGUGCACACAAGUGCGCAAAUUUUUCGCACCAGAACUUGCUGCCCAAGAAAACUACAGCGUCCACCCUCGCGACCUUUCUCCUUCUCCUCCCCCUCUCCACCCUCGUCCGAAAAGUCGCCGCCUGGAAAUUCGCCAUUGACCCGGUGAAGCGGGCUUCGAUGCACGAGAUGUUCUACUCACUAAACUUCCCUCCACCCUGCAACAAUUCCGAGCCGGACACGAUUUUCCAGCCCCACUGCGUCCCGAACUUGAGUAAUUGGGUGCACGAGUACGCGCCGUGCGAGUAUUUCGGGUUUCAGUACUCCAUGGAGUGGUUUUUCGCCCAUGUCUUUGACGAAAACCGGCAAUUUGAAGCGCCGACCGCCGAGGACGCGAGCUUCAUUUUUUUUCCCCACUGCGUUUCCCGGGUGUAUUUCGUGUUCAAACUCGAUCUCGGGAUGGAGCACUGGGCGGCGAUCGCGAAAGCGGAGGCAGACUAUUUGGUCCCCCUCCUCCGGUGGACGCGGCUUCACCCGCUACACCAGAAAUUCAACGGGAAAAAUUUCUGGACGGUGUUUUCCAUGGACCUCGGGCGCCAGGACUUCCAGCGCGCCGCCCCGUAUUUGCAGGAGUGGUCCGUCGGGCAACUCGCGGGGCACCCGGAGUGGAUCCACAAACACUUCUACACGGGCGCGGAGCAGUAUGAAAGUGCACAACCCCCCCUCCCCCUCAUUUGUGUUGCAUGAGCAGCAAGACACACGGAUCCUGUGCAUGACAAAUUCAUGCGCGUAGUGUAGUAUUGUUUGGGCUUCCGGAAAAAUCUGUCAUGCAAACAGUGCCACAGGGAAGCACUUGGAUUUGCGGUUUUGCAUGACAAAUGAGGGGGAGGGGGAGUUGUGCACUGUCAUAAGCAGCCGAGUUUCACGAAUCACCACCCGGAUUCGUGUUGGAAGAUCGACACGGAACACGUAGUUGUUGCGAAUGAGAUUUUCCCCGACCGUAUCCUACGUAAAAACGGGGCCCACACCCCAUAGUCAAGAUGGAGAAUCUGCUAGACAAAUCAACAAGUUUUGGGUGUUUUGCAUGACAAAUCCGGACUCGUAGUGUAGUGUUGUUUGAGCUAGCUGAGCAGCAUCACAGAUCUAGUAUACCAUGCUGAUUGGAGCAUGACAAAUUUUUCCAAAACACGACCAGAAAAUGCUUCUCAUGGGGCUCCGCAUGAGAAACAUGCUCAGCAUGCAGAUUUGCAUUACAAGAACUAUGGGGUGGGGACGUUUUUAAAUACGAUAGACCGGGUCCAAUACUGGUACGACACGGUGAUCUCGAUCCCAACCAGGUUCACGAAGUCAACUGCGAGUAUGAACUAUCCUGUGCAAAAGUAUCGUACUUACUCGUAUUGCAAUCAUGCACUACAAAUCUCUCUCUUAGAGCAAAUCAGCAUUACAAAUUUUACUUCUCAUGCUGAGGAAAUUUGUGAUGCAUUUAUACGAGUACGAUACUUUUGCAGUUCAUAUGAACCCCUAUGGCCGGGACGUCGACCUGUUUUUCGCAGGGUCGCCGAACAGCUGCGCGCGACGAGAAGCGGUGAAGCAACUGGAGCACGUGGAGAAUUUCAAGGUGAUGAACUUCACGAAGAACAACGAGGAGUACCAGGACUUGAUGUAUCGUUCGAAGUUCUGCAUGGUGCUCUGCGGGUCGUCGCAUACGAACAACGUCAGGAUGAUCGACGUCAUGGUGCACGGCUGUAUCCCCGUCAUCGUUUCCGACGAUUUCCAGCCACCACUGGACCAAGUUGUCCCCUGGACGAAGUUCGCGGUCUUCCUUCCGACGUAUAAAAUCCCGGAAAUACCAAACAUCUUGAAAUCAAUCAGCGAUCAGGAUAGGUAUAAGAUGCACCGGUAUUUGGUCGGGACCGGAAAAGCGAGUCUGGACGAGGUGUCCGCGGCCGAUAUCUUCGACUGGCAGAGCGGAAUUUUCUUCAUGGCGUUCUUCUUUGACAUACGGAGGAAAUUGGGGAGAAGGAUCGGGUUGUUCGACAGAGAACAAGAAGCAGACAGAAACUCGAAAUUCUUUCUACUGGACAACAGUGAUAAACAACUCCCCCAGCCGUCGAUCGAAUCGGAGCUGUUCUUGCAGUCUGUGGGGACGGAAAAUGUUUUGCCGGCGUGGUACCACGGGUCAAAGGCAUCGCUUUCGGCUGCGACGACGCGUAGAACAAGUACUGGCGCCUUUAGAACUGGCAGUAAGAGAAAGACUACAGCCGCCGAUUCUUCUGAUACAACAGAUGAUGCCGGUAAUAUGCAGUGCAACUGCGACGACAGCGACGAGGAGAACCACACCUCCCGACAGUCCAGCGAGCUUUUAUUCGGCGGCAACACGGUGUCUGAAUACCUUCCUGCAACGGGUAGUACAAGCCAAUUUCAGGAGGAAGAGGGCGAGGAGGGAAAUAAAUCAAGAAAUACCGCGACGGAAAGUUCCCACGACCUUGUAGAUGACGAAGCGCUGUUUCAACAAGAAGACGCCGACACCAACCCCGCAGCGGCCUUUAUCGCGAGGAAUCCGCUCCCGGAGGACGAUGUCCUGUCUCUGCCUGACGAAGGGAAGAAAUAUCUUCCGAUCAUGUCGGUUGCAGAAACGAACCAGAUGCUGAAAAGACGGAAAUUGAUGUUCCACGAGCUGUAUCAAAUGUAAAAAUGUCUGGGUCUGCAAGAUUGCCGGCUUUGUCAUGCACAUUUUGCAUGACUCCUCAAGUCUGUGAUGCAUGCCCUAGCAUCAUAGAUUUUUAGAGGGCUUCCUGAUGCCUAUUCCGCAUGACAAAUGCUCUUUCCGUGCUGCAAAAUUUGGUCUCUUUGCUGUUCAUGCAAUACAGAUUUUUUUGGAAUCCAAAUGUAGCAUCACAAGUUCCGACCUUCCAGAGCCAGACCCAGACAUUUUUGCAUUUGAUAAGCUGGGAAAAAUCCGGUGGUACGAAUACCUCUCUAGCUACUGCGACGAGGAAUCCGGCUGUAUCAACGGUCGGGACCGGUUAGACACGAACUUCGCAACGGCCAACCUCGGCUGCGCGGACGCGGAAACGCUCUUACCGGUGUUGGCGUAUUUGUAUGAUCUGCUGAAGAGAAGGUUCGAAUUUACCUCCAGCUCCAUUGGGAAUAAGGAAAUCACCAUCCUCCCCGGGCUCUUCGUCGACGGCGGCGCAAACGUCGGGAAAUCGACCCUCGCGUGGUUCUAUCAAAUGUAAAAAUGUCUGGGUCUGGAAGAUUGCCAGGUUUGUCAUGCACAUUUUGCAUGACUCCUGAUGUCGGUGAUCGUGAUGCAUGCCCUAGCAUCACAGAUUUUGUGAGGGCUUCCUGAUGCCUAUACCGCAUGACAAAUGCUCUUUCCGUGUAGCAAAACUUGGACUCUCUUUGCUGCUUAUGCAAUACAGAUUUUUUUAGAAUCCAAAAGCAGCAUGACAAGUUGGAUUCUUCCAGACCCAUACAUUUUUACAUUUGAUAGGUUCAACAUGCUGGGGCGCUUGGGGCAGCACAUUUACAGCAAGUCGCUGAAAAAUGUGAAGGACUGCAUCGUCUGCCCGGUUCAUUACUCCGUGGACCUCGCAGUCUUGUCGAUUGAGCCGAACCCGCGAAACUUUAAGUCGCUGUUGAAGCACGAUUUUGUGACGCACAACGAGCUCUUCGCGUGGUACGGCAUCGAAGCGGGACUAGGGGAGAAGGAAGGCGUGCAGUGGAUGGCGACGAACCCGGAGUUCGCGGUGGACGAAAUUGGAUCACUGCUCUUCGAUGAGACCACGGACAUACGAACGGCGAGAGACCAAGUGCACGUCAUAACUCUAGAAACGGCGAUCCAGCACGGCGUUUUUCAUUUCAGCUACCAUAUCCCACAGAAAAAAAGCAGGCAGACCAGAUUUGUAAAUGCAAAGAUAAAUACACAGAAGGGCGGCCUCAUAGCAUGCUGCUUAGGAUUGUAUGCAAUACAGUUCUUUUUGUGUAUUCCUUUUCGCAUUACGAUUACAAAUAUGACCUGCCUGCUUUUUUCUGUGUGAUAUACCACCGCGGCGGAUGGACGUCGAGAAGAAAUCGGAAUCACCAGCGGGCCGGAAAAACGCCGUCGUGGGACGACGAGCAAUUUUUGGCGGAAAAAGCGAAAGAAGCAACAGAAAGGCUGGAGGCGGAAGCGAAAGAAAAGGAAAGUGGGGGGGAGGUAUUGUUGUACUUGGUUUUGGCGAAUAGAGAAGUAAAAAUCCAACAAACAUUGGUAAUGUUAGAUUAUUUCGCCUUUUGGAUCGAGCAUCUUCGUAAAAAAGCAAUGCAACUAAAACUAUCAUUCUAGAAGCGGAGGUGCCUGCUAGUGGCUGGACGACUCGCUCGCGAUAGCAUUAUCUUGGAAAGUUCACAAAAUAGGUAGAAUGAGAACGUCGUGAACAUCAUCAUGAAAAAAAAAUCAGGCCGAAGACCCCAUGUUUUAGCUAGCUUGUCAGCAACAGUGCUCUAAUAGGUAAGUGAGUAUUGACGCGGAGGAGGGCGGGGCGCAGAGGGUUCUUUUGUGGCUGGCGUUUUCACUUAGAAAGCGCCGGGCGCGCGCAAUAUUUUGCUCCAUUUUCCGGAUUGCUUUCUCCGUGCAGCCGUUUGCCGCUAUGGCCUGGGUUAGGGUGUGAGGCUGCAGACGCCCCACGAGAUGUCUACACAGGCCCUGGCAUCGUCGUCUCUAGCGGGUACCACACGCAUAUGUUGGCCGCGAAGGCCUUUCCGGAGGCCUCCCAAAAAGGGAGGGCCGGAGGGGUGCCCGGAACCCUAAAAAAAAGCCUAUCGCUUUUUCUUCGAAUCACGAUGGUGCUACCCCUCCCCAAAAGGGGUCCCGGAACCCCUCCGGGAAGCCUUUCCGAAAGGCUCUCUGGCUUUUCGCAUUUUCAAGAACGAGCCGCAAAGGCAAAAGGCGCGCGCGCCUGCCGGAACACGCGCGCACGGCUGCGCGACAUUAGAAACAAGUGGAAACGCAGCCGCGGCCGGUUGCAUUUGCGCCCUUGGCUCCGACCGACCUGCACAGAUUGAGGCCCAUUGUCUAGCGGCUGGACCGCAGGAGGACCUGCUGCAGCACCUCCAGGCUGCAGGGGCGCUCCGAGGCAAGUCCGUGGAGCAGCAGCGCCGGAUAGCUCCGACUUUAGCCACUGAGAAGUGCUGCGAAGAAGCUAGGUAGUUCAUUCGGUGUGCAAUGUAGCGGGAGGCUAUAUGCGUGCAACAUGAUGGAUAUCAAAUACAAAAAAAGGCGCGCGGAAAAUUUUUUACUGCUUGAGGCAAAUACAACGUUGACGACCCCAUAUCUUGGAAAACUUUCACGGUUCGGUUUGAAAACUUCGGAGAGAGCACAGGUCACAGGUAGGACCGACAACUCACAGAUGAAACUCAUAAUAAGGAAAACAAAAACAGCGACGCUCUCCGCGCGAUUCAAUCAAAAACUCAGUGUCCCGGGUUUUGGAACACACCAAAGAUAAGGAGAACAACACAUACCACGGUUAAACAGCUGCCCCAUCGGCCCUAACUUUUACCUUUUUCGAAAACGUUAACAAAUCGAAGAGCCUCUCCAAUUGGGGCCAGUCGUUCUUCAAUUCCUCCUUGAACAAGAAAAGCAUCAUGUUUGCUGGCUUUCAGCGCUUUGUGGGGAUUCGGAAACGCGAGCCACUUCUUGAGAAGCCGGUGCGCGACAUGACUCGCGAACUUGCCAAGCCAGGAGCGCUUGACAAAGUCGAAGAAAAACACGCAAAGUUCAAGCUGCGUGAAGAUGCGUGCGCGAGGGCCGAACAGGUCCAACCGGUCGGGGAAAACGCGACGAAUAUCUGCAAAGGGAAGAAUCUCACUCUAAUGGGAGACAUCGCAGAAAAAGUCAACUUCGAAGACAGCUACAUUUUGGACGAACUGUUGCCCGUGGGGGGCGACGCUGUCGGAAAGCCCCAUCUAAACCCGCGCUGGAAGAAGAAGGACCCUCCUGUCAAGGAGCCCGACCUUCUUCCACACGAAGUGCCGCGUGGUUUGGAGCUUUUCGACAGAGAGCCCCCGGCGGAGGAGGAUGCCAAACUGAUCCAAGAAGGCGUUGAUCAGGAAGUUAGCGAUGGAUGGCUAUCCGGACCCCAUUUUCGAGGGGAGGCCACUGUUCAGGACGUUUUCAGCAACCGCUUCGUCCUGUCCCAGCACGGAGGCGCCAAGAAAAGGGGCGUAGAUGAUUGUACCAGCGUGAACAUGCAUCUGUGGCAGAACGAGAUCACCAAUAGACAGGUCGACUGUUUUUGCGACAAUGCAUCACACUAAUUGGGUCGGGGGUGAAAAACACGGAAUCGCAUUGAGGCUUUUGGCUUCUAAUUCUCGACAGCGAUGCUGAACAUAUAGAACUUACCUCGCUGUUCUAUUUUCAUUCGAACUCGUUGUCCGUUGUUUAUAUGUCGCUCACGUAGCAGUAGAAACAUCCUUUUAAUGAACGCAAGCAAUAUGCUAGAAGCUCUACGACAACGCAAGAUAGAUGAGCGCCGCAAGGAGGUGAAUUGGGACAGGGCGCGAGCAGUAACCAAGCGAAUUAGUAGUGCUGGAGGUGUGCCGAUGGCAGAUAGAGCGCACUUGGAAAGUUCACAAAAUAGGUAGAAUGAAAACGUCGUGAACAUCAUCAUGAAAAAAAAAUCAGGUCGAAGACCCCAGCGCCGGUUCGCAAAACCAGCAAGAAGAGGAAACGGACAACGUUUACGGCAUCACGUUUCCCGUGGAGCGCCCGGUUUUCAUGCUGAAGCUGGACAUUGAGGGCUACGAGCCCCUGGUGAUCCGACAGAGCAAGCGGCUUUUUCAAGAGAAGCAGAUCAAGUUUCUCGUGCUGGAAUACAGCAAAAACGCGUGGCACGAGUCCCUCCGCCCGGUGAUCGCCUUCCUGGACACGGUCGGGUACUUCUGCUUUCUGAUCACGAGAUCGGAACUCUUCCCGAUCAGCUACGACUUCUGGUCCGAAGACUACGAGAACCCAGUGUGGUCGAACGUGUUCUGUUAUGCAUUGCAAAAGCAUCGUACUUGUAGUAAUCGCAGUCAUGCAUUACAAAUCUCCAUCCCAAGGCAAAACAGCAUGACAAAUUACAUUGGUCAUGCUGAGCCAAUUUGUAAUGCUAAUGCUAUUACUACGCACUAGUACGAUACUCUUGCAGUUCAUAUCUGUGGCAUUGACGGCGACGAGGAUUUGGACCUUUUCGUCAAGCUCUACCACGCCAGCCCGCAGGAAAUCGACGUGACACAAAGAGGGGAGCGGGAGGAAAUGGAAAAAGAAAGAAGUGCUGCAGGAGCAGCAACGUCUCCGACAGGACGAGAGAAGAUCACCGGCACAGUAGGCGAGCAGGAAAUAAAUGAUGAGAAUUUUGUCGAUGACCACACGAAAAUCAUCCCGGACGGUUGGACCGUCCACCGCAAUCAGUAUCUCCUCACGUAUACGCACUGCAAAAAUGUUUGCGUCUGGAAGGGUGGAACUUGUGAUGCUGUUUUUAGAUUCUAAAGAAAUCUGUAUUGCAUGACCAGCAAGAAGAGUCCAGUUCGUGCUACGCGGGGAGGGCAUUUCUCAUGCGGAAAAGUCAUCAGGAAGCCCGCUAAAAGUCUGUGAAGAUGCUAGGUCAUGCAUGACAGCCAUCAUGGGUCAUGCAAAAUACGCAUGACAAACCUGGUAUGAUCCUUCCAGACCCAGACAUAUUUGCAUUCCAUAACCUACACGCACCUCACCACCGCCGCAAACAUGUAUUCCCUGAAGCGCGCAAAGCAGCUGUGUGCAAAGCUGGAUCCAAAAAUCUGCGGCGGGGUGACCUGUAUCCGAUCGGAUUUUAACACGCAAGAUUUACUCGUGAAAGAGCACCGCAGGAAGAAGGAGCGCGCACCGCUGCACAAAUUCCAAGACCGACUCGUCUGCACGCUGCGGGUGGGAGCGGAAGGACCGCUUGGGCCGAGUCCGACGAGAGAAAUUUCCUUUUUACGGCCGCCAGUCGCAGCGGCGAACCGGACGCACCCGUUCUUACUGUGGAGGAAACGGCACGAGAUCUUUGACCCGUAGUGGCGUUGAUGUUCCACCGCCUAUAUUUUCGACCCUUUACAUAGUUCGUUAUUGUUUCCUAUGUGGAGCACGGGUUAAUAGCCUAAUUAUUGAGAUGAUACGUCGUAGUACAUUACGACCCUGGUUCUUGUUCUUACGCAAAAAUGAAAAUGUCCAAACCAUCAGUUCUUGCAAUCAUGUGUUGAAAAAAUCUACUGACUAUGGGAGGUCUAGACCAUUACACUUCUCUUUCAAGCCAAUACAAGAGCAUAGACUUCAUCGACCCAAGAGGAUUCGGAGGCGAAGAGGAUGAUAAGUGAAUCAAUAAGUAUCUGACCACGCGGUUAACGUUCUUGGAUCAGGAUUUUUAGUACGAAGUUUCGUUUGUUGUGAACUUCUGUACAAGUACAACUAGGGAAGUAGCAAGAUUGCACUUUAAUAAAUGCGGAAGAAGUUGCACCAAAGAAUUUUUUGAUAUGCUGGUCUAUCAGAAAUAGAUUCGAAUUGUGUCCACAACGAUGAACAAAGAUCACGGUAGUUUGGUCUUGUCGGUGAUUUGAAACAAUAAAUCCAACGAAAAUAAAAUGAAACGGAUCCAAUUUUUGCCGUGCAAAUCUUGCGAAGAUCUACACGGACGCAUGCGCACCUUCGGUCGGCACAGGCAAGGAC